Nerophis ophidion (straightnose pipefish) is the source of this 5018-nucleotide messenger RNA. RefSeq names its product zinc finger protein 652 (gene znf652). Gene Ontology annotation, cellular component: nucleus. The coding region runs from base 615 to 2654 and encodes 679 amino acids. Gene Ontology annotation, molecular function: RNA polymerase II cis-regulatory region sequence-specific DNA binding; DNA-binding transcription activator activity, RNA polymerase II-specific. NCBI's taxonomy places the organism in Eukaryota, Metazoa, Chordata, Actinopteri, Syngnathiformes, Syngnathidae. Gene Ontology annotation, biological process: regulation of transcription by RNA polymerase II. The transcript has 6 exons. The record is from RefSeq and is a predicted model, not a curated record.
CAGUGAGGGCGAGACAGUCGCGCGCCUGUCCGGACUACCGAGGCGAAGGGAGGGGAGAGGAGCCAAAGGCGGCCUGGGAUGAACGCGAGACGCCGACGUCAGAGCACACUCGGCGGGGCCACGUAGUGGGUCGCCCGUCGGUCGGUCGGCACCCAUUUUCCCCAUACAUUGCGGCUCAUCCAUCCCUUGUAUCCCUUGUUAGAGGCUACGAGUGGCAGAAGAGGUGCGUUUGCGGCGGAUCGUAAACGAGCCCACCCGGAGGACGGAGGCAACGCUCAGUUGAUGGGCUCUUCAAGCGCUGAUGGCAGUUCCAUGUGUCCUUUUGCCUUCGUCUGCCCUUCACUUGGAGGACCGCGCCGCUGUGCAGGAAGCGGAAGUGAGACGCCGAGGAUUAUAGCUUCAUCAAAGACUUUUAUGGAGCUACAGAAUGUAUGUCUUUCCAACUUGGUUUCCCAUCCGGACCAGCAUGGAUGCCCCGUUUGAAUCCGGCUGACUGUCCCUCACCUCAUCCCGUCCUUUCCAAAGAGGAAGGGCGGGGGUCUGGUGCAGCGCCCCCUGCCCUUCCUUUCUUGUAGGGCGGCUUCAUAAGGUAUUCCUUUAGGCGUUCCCUCUUCAUGAAAUCCUGCCAGAGCCUCAAGGAGGAGGUUUCCGUCCCCUCCCUGGGCGGGAUGUCACAGGAGGAGGGACGCAGCAGGGGACAGGUGACCCAGUCCUACUAUAACCCCCCGAACCUGGAUGUGGACCCGACGGGUAAACUGUACAAAAGAGAGGGAGGCGGCAAGCCUUACUCGGUGUUAGUGGACAACAAAAUGGCCUCCAAGGAUUUGGCGGGAGAGCUCAGCGUCGGCGCUCAGCAGCAGUAUUUCGGAGAGGGUGGGGCAGGGCAGAAAGUGCGCACACAGGGCACAAAAGUCACUGGUGAUGCCACCUCAGAGGAGAUGGAGGAGGAGGAUGAUGAUGACGACGAAGAAGAGGACGACGUGGAUGGCGGAGAGGAAGGUGGGUUCAAGCGCGAACAGAUCAUCGUUGAAGUCAACCUCAACAAUCAGACCCUCCACGUGUCCAAAGGGGACAGCAAAUGUGGAACCGCAGGGGACGACUCCGAGAGAGCCGGUAGUGAGGAGGAGGAGGACGAGGAAGAGGACAGCCCCGAUGAGGACGAGGAGGAGGAUGACGACGAGGAAGAGGAGCUUGAAAGUCACAGAGCGAGAUCAAAGAGGACCCACCGGGGAGGCCCGGCUUCCGGCCAACUGCAGAGGAAAAGCCUCCGCACGGCUCUGAGCUCGCAGUCCUCCGGGAUGACCACCAGGGGGCGGCGGAAGCACGCCGAGCCGCCCAAGAUCCAGCGGCGGUCGGCCAGGUCGGCCCCGCCGUUGUCCGCCGGCGCCGUGGCGGGGGCCAAAGCUGAGGCGGAGGAGAAGGAAAUGCUGGCGUGCGAGAAGUGCCCGCGGGUGUUCAACACGCGCUGGUACCUGGAGAAGCACAUGAACGUGACGCACAGGCGGAUGCAGAUCUGCGACAAGUGCGGAAAGAAGUUUGUCCUGGAGAGCGAGCUGGCCUUGCACCAGCAGACCGACUGCGAGAAGAACAUCCAGUGUGUUUCCUGCAACAAGUCCUUCAAGAAGCUGUGGUCGCUGCACGAACACAUCAAGAUCGUGCAUGGCUACGCAGAGAAAAAGUUUUCGUGCGAAACCUGUGAGAAGAAGUUCUACACCAUGGCUCACGUGCGCAAGCACAUGGUCGCUCACACCAAGGACAUGCCGUUCACCUGCGAGACCUGCGGCAAGUCCUUUAAACGCAGCAUGUCCCUCAAAGUCCACUCGCUCCAGCAUUCUGGGGAGAAGCCCUUUCGUUGCGAGAACUGUGACGAGCGGUUCCAGUACAAGUACCAGCUGCGCUCCCACAUGAGCAUUCACAUCGGACACAAGCAGUUCAUGUGCCAGUGGUGCGGCAAAGACUUCAACAUGAAACAGUAUUUUGACGAGCACAUGAAAACUCAUACAGGAGAGAAGCCUUUCAUCUGCGAGAUCUGUGGCAAGAGCUUCACCAGCCGGCCCAACAUGAAACGCCACCGCCGCACCCACACGGGCGAGAAGCCGUACCCCUGCGACGUGUGCGGCCAACGCUUCCGCUUCUCCAACAUGCUCAAGGCUCACAAGGAGAAGUGCUUCCGGGUCACCAGCCCCGUGGUCCUGCAGACUAGCGGCCCGCACGUGCCUGUCGGAAUCUUUGCCAGCACCUUCUCCGCCACCACCACCACCAACACUUCUUUGUCUUCUCCUGGCCCCGGACCCUCCAGCGCCACCGCGCCCACUGCCAACAACGCGGCCCCCCUGGCCCUCAGCCCACCGGGGGCGUCCUUGCCCCCACGAGGCCCUUUGGGACACACCUUCUCCCACGUGCAGAUCCACUCGGCCUCCCCUCACCACCACCACCACCCCCACCACCACCACCCCCAGCAGCACCUUUCAAACGCGCCCCAACCCAACCUCCACGCCCACCACCACCUGGCCGUACCCCCGGUCUCCCACCUGCCCCCUCCCCCGGCCCUUUUUAAGAGUGAGCCCCUGAACCAUUGUGGGCAUGAAGACAGCACCUACCUGCACCACAUGGCUCCCGCUGACAAGGCUCCCGGCGCUCCUCAACAUCACUGACUCGCAAGCCCCACCAUUUUCCCCACCGCCUCAGUCUCUUAGACCCUGACAUAAACACACCCGUGGAUGGCGCUCUCACAGGUAGAUCACAUAUUUAGCAUUAUGUACAUUGUGUCUUCACUCAGACUACUCAAACUGGAAUCGUGAUUAUUAUUAUUAUUUUUUUUUUUACCAAGUCGAGCCUUGUUUCCGCUAAAUGGUACCAUUCCGUUCAUCACUUUGCACAUUCAAAGCUCUUUUUUUUUAUUCUCCAGUAUUGCAUUUUCAGCCUCCUUUUUGUCGGAGUACCGAUCGCAAAGAUGUGAUUUGAUUUGUUUGUAUAAUUGCUCUACUGAGAGUUGCCUCUUGGAAUAUAAGGAGGUAUUUAAACAAGGGGUGUCCCGAUUCGAUACUAAUAUUGGAUAUCUGUCUGAUAUCGGCAAAAACAAAACAAGUAUCGGAUGAUAUCGGCUUGCAUCUAAAAUCUCCGACACAAGCAGUCCUGCAAGUGUUUACUGGACAGUCAGUUAACAUCUACAAGUGCUCCUAAAAGUAAACAAAGUUGGGCGUUUGUUUUAUUUCAGUUAAGUCAUUUACAAAAUGUAAACAUUGUAUGCUUUAGGCUUCUAGAAGCAAGCAGCUACACAACAGCUAAGCACACAAGCGAGACAGACAUACGUAAUAAUUAACGGAACAAUAUUUCAGUCAAUAGUAACAAGUAUCAAAUAUCUAUAGUUGCAUAUUACUUACACAUCAGGGUUAAAGCGCAUUUUUAAGUAACCAGUAACAAACGUGUUCGCAUCAUUCAACUUACUGCAUCAGGAGCUUAACUGAAUAAAUUAUCCUGACCACUGUGUCACAAAAAACACUUUACCACUCUACUUUAAAAGCAUAAAUAUGUCAUAAGUUUACUGUUUUUCAUACUUUGUAUUGUUCUGAGUAAUUUCACCUGAUCAAUACUUGUAUAACAUUUCACACUACACAAUUGUUAAAGUAUCUACUAUGAAUCGUGCUAGUAACAGCCAAUAUUCAAGGCUCCAAUAUCGUAUCCAAACUGAAGAAGUUGUAUUGGCACACCCCUAAUUUACACAAAAGUAUUUUUAGAGGUGCAAAUGUUCUUUUUUUUUUUAACGUGGUUUCGUUAUUUUUUUGCAUCUAGACGUUUAAAACUGCUCAGUUGACAAUGACAGUGAAUUUUUACGUCCUAAAAUAUUUAUUUUGCGGCACCUUUUUGUCAGGCAAUUGGUUGUAAAAACAGGGUAUAGUUUAGGGCGGACUUAAACUACUAUCCAUAAAUUGGUCAACAGAGAAUUACCAAUUGGUGAUUGUUAGGGACUGUUUACUCAAGACGAAAACCAGAUUAAAAACGAUGUCGUUUUUCACAGAUUUUUUUUUUUUUUAGAGGAACACACUUUUUAAAAUCGUGAAUCUCUGCCAAAACCAAGAAUAUUUACAUUUCAACAUGAUGGAAACAAAGUGCCAUCAACAAUGUUGUCUUUUGUUGUUUGCUUAUUUAACGAUAUCAGAAUUGCACCGUAUGAAAUUGCCGCGGUAGAGUCAUCGUUUAUUGCGGUUGAAUAGAAAUCUAUAAAAUAGCAUUAUUAAUACAUUUUUUAUUUUCAUAAAAAAGGGACAAGCGGUAGAAAAUGGAUGGACGGAUGCAGGAUGGCUGUGUAACAAUAUCAAUAAAAUAUUUAAAUGAUGUCCUCCUAUUGGCUCGGAUUUUAACUAUUUGAUUUCCGCUCUUAAAGUCUUCCUGUGUCCAGGGUCUUAUUUACCAAGUUUGUAAACGAUAACAAAAAUGACAAGGUUUUUUUCAUUGUAUCGACAUUAUCCGGCUCUUAUUAUUACUGUUAAUAUUUGUGUCGUUUCACACACUUUUGUUUACAUUCAAAAGCCUUACUUUAGCGGUCGGCAUGGCUUAUUGUAUCCUUCUACGGCAUGUAAUGUACACCAUUUUUAGCUUGUCCUCGUCCUUCCAAGAAUAAUAGUUUAUUGGCCGCCAUGGAGGCGAAGAGUGCUGAUUUAAUGGGGAACUGCCUAUCGUUCACAAUCAUUAAGACAUGACGAUGGAUGGAAUUUGUUUUUAUUGCAUUCUAUAUGGUAAAUAAAUGCGAUCAAAAGUGUGCUUACAAUGAUGGAAGCCCCUAAAAUACAUCCAAACACCUCCUUUAAGGUUUUAUGUACAUGUUGUAAGUAUAUAUGUAAUCUAGUAACAGUCACAUUUAUAAUAACAUUUAAUAUUUACGUAUUUUCAUUAUUUUAAGCAUACACAGCACAUUCAUUUAAAAAAACGCAUUAUCACCUUCGCUAUUUGCUUUUUUCUUCAUCGCUGCAGACUUUAUGAGAGCCAACAUACAUAAUAAAACAUCUCUUACUGUACAA